CUGAUUUGUUCAUACAGAAGGAAGUGAGUGCGUAAUAUAGAGCAUUUGCUUGUGCAGCGUUUUAUUGCAUGGUGCCAUAUGCUCUUGCGCUAAAAAUUUUUCAAAAUAAAAAUCCGCAGAAUCUGUUGUUCGAACCGAACUGAAGAAUCCAGUGAAGCGCAGUGUCUUUAUAUGCAUUUAAAACGUCCCUGAAUAUUAUUGUUAAAUAAUGGAGAGAGGGAAAUUGAAUUUAGAGAGUGCGCCUGAGGUGAAUAGUACCACGAAUGGUUCAGUUGCCACGUAUAAGGCAUUGCCUGAGGACAGUUUAACACUUGACGGUAAUAGUAAAGUUAAACUUGAGUUAACUAGCCUCAGUGAAACUCCAAAAGCGAAAAUGGGGAAAAAUGAUGCUGAGCUUGAGGUUGGGGAUGGAGCUGACGAAAAAAUGCUCAAUGAACAAUCCAACGAUGAGCCGACUAAAAAUACAUCCGAGGUGAUAUUUAUAUCUGAGAACGGGGAUGCAAAGGUCGAUAUGAAGCAGGUUAAAAAAACUGUUGCUGGAUUGAGCAAAGAAGAAUUGAUGAUGUAUGCUGAUGACCCAUUUUGGGUUAAGUUAAGAUGGAUACUGUUUGGUGCGUUUUGGAUGCUGUGGGUAGCGAUGCUGGUCGGUGCAAUAGCUAUCAUUGUAUUAGCGCCUAAAUGUCAAGCACCAACGCCCAAAAAAUGGUGGGAAAAGAGUCCGAUUGUUCAAUUAGAGCCAGCGGAUAUCAAUGGAAAAUCUCUGGAUGCCAUUCAAAAUAUUUUAGAUCAAUUGAAAGCCGAGCAUGUUCAAAUUGUUUCGCUGUCAUCGUUUCUAAAGGGCGGGCCUGGUGCUACGGAAAGUUUUAUUGACGUUGACCCACAAGUCGGCAAUGUGAACAAUGUCAAAGAAAUAAUUGACUCAGCUAAAACUCGCGACAUAAAUGUUGUGCUGGAGUUGGACCCCAAUCAGUCAUCAAUGAAGCACUUGUGGUUUGAAAAAUCUGUAAAGCGCGAAGAGCCAUACACUGACUACUAUGUUUGGGCUGAUGGUCUGCUGGGAGCUGAUGGCGUUCGUAAGGAACCCAGCAAUUGGCGGAGUGUCUACAGCAAACGAGCCUGGACAUGGCACGAUCAACGUCAGCAAUAUUAUUUGCAUCAGUUCAAUGAAUCAACGCCGGACCUAAACUUCAACAACACUAAAGUCAUCAACGAGUUCAAUGAAAUAUUCAAAUUCUGGUUGGACCUCGGUAUCAAGGGAUUCCGUCUAGGUAACACACGAUACUUGACUGAAGACCCUGAACGUCAUGAUGAACAAGGCGGCUCUCGAGUUGUUGUUGAUCCAGAGGAUUACGAAUAUUAUUCCCAUGCUCACACCAAAGACCGCCAGGACAAUAUUAAAAUUAUUAAGCAGUGGCGCGAUAAUAUUAAUAGUAAUGAGACCAACAAAGAUACACUAUUCGCAAUGUCUGAUGAUAUCAAAUAUGAUAUACUGACUAUUAUCAAUGAGCAUCAAAGACUCAUUGAUUUACCACAAAAUUCACAGUUUUUAAUUGACGCCAAUGCAAACAUUGAUGCUAAGACUCUAAAAACUGACAUGUCAUCUUGGAUAUCUAGCGUUAAUGUUUCAUGGCCAGGAUGGGAUGUCAAUGGCAAAACGCCUUUAAGAAAACGUAUGGAGCCAAAUGUGGCGGACAGCUUGAUAACAAUGACACUGCUCUUACCAGGAACUCCAGUACUGAAAUUAAAUGAUGUACUGCCAGCAAGAGAAUAUUUUGGUGCCAUCGUAGAAAAACGAUACGAAGACACAUUUUUAUAUGGCAAUUUUACAAGCCAUAUUAUCAAUGGAACAGUUUUCGCAUACACCAGGAUAAAGCCUGGAUCGCCAGGAUAUUUAGUGGUCUACCAAAGCUCUGAUCAAAAUACGGAAAUAGAUGUUUCGGAAAUUGAAUCAGUACCUUCAGAGCUCAAUGUGGUUGGUUACAGUGAAAAUUACGCUGAAAAUAAAACAACUGUCGCUCCAACGUAUUUCUCAAAUAAAAUUCCAAUGGCUACGAAGAGUACUUUGGUACUGAUGUUUGUACCAGUGAAGAAGGAUUAAUUUGAAAUUAAUAAAUAAUACUGCGACAUUAAGAAUGCAUUUACUCAAUUGUGUGAGGCUUAA
Microplitis mediator is the source of this 2161-nucleotide messenger RNA. It is a transcript of the gene CD98hc, whose product is annotated as maltase 2-like. Gene Ontology annotation, biological process: carbohydrate metabolic process; amino acid transport. The record is from RefSeq and is a predicted model, not a curated record. Bases 209 to 2098 code for a protein of 629 amino acids. Lineage: Eukaryota; Metazoa; Arthropoda; Insecta; Hymenoptera; Braconidae. The transcript has 5 exons.